Messenger RNA from Theileria parva strain Muguga, 1815 nucleotides. Its product is annotated as Histone acetyl transferase HAT1 N-terminus family protein. NCBI's taxonomy places the organism in Eukaryota, Apicomplexa, Aconoidasida, Piroplasmida, Theileriidae. Gene Ontology annotation, molecular function: histone H4 acetyltransferase activity. Gene Ontology annotation, cellular component: nucleus. The record is from RefSeq and is a predicted model, not a curated record. The coding region runs from base 1 to 1815 and encodes 604 amino acids. The transcript has 5 exons. Gene Ontology annotation, biological process: subtelomeric heterochromatin formation.
AUGGAGAAGUUUACUGUGAUGUUCCACCCAUGUGAAAACCUCGACAAUUACCUUAAAAACACAUACUCCUUCUCUCCAUACUACACUCAUCACUUUUUCCACAAUGAUUUAAAUACCUCCGCAAUACAAUGGGUAAGAUACGACGUGUACUAUAUUGUCGACACAUACGAGUUGUUCAUAAAGGUUUCGGGUCAGCUGUACAUGUCAAAGGAAGAUUCUGAAAUCAGGAAGUCACUGUACACGAUAUAUAACUCGAUUUUUUCAAAAAUUCCAGAAUACACACUCAUAUUAGAUGAAUCCACUUUUAAACACUUAUUAUAUAUGCGUUCAGUAGGAACACAAAAAUUUAUGCCUCCAGGCCGUAUCAUUGUUGAGAUUCCUCUAGAUAACUCGUUAAUUUUCCAACUGAGAUACUGUGUAUUUCAAGAAGAAUCAAACACACCUAAUAAUUCACCUAACGGAUCAGCAAAUUUGAAAGGUUUUUACAAGAGAACGUCUAGUGAAGACUCCUACUUCCCAGAACUGACAGAUAAGUCAAUAUAUUUUAAAAACACACUUGAGAAAGACCAUUUCGACAUUGAGUUAUACGACGAGUGUUAUAUAAACAUCUCACAUAAGGGCAAUUUUGACAAUUGCCUGAUUUAUGAUAUAAUCAAAUACAUAAACAGAUCGAAUGGCGAUAGGCAAAAAAUCCCUAGGAAAUCGACCUAUGAUCGUCUUAAUUUUGCAGUUCAGGAGAAUUUUAACAUACUCCAUAGGAGAUUAGAGUGGUUUUAUCACUGGUUUAUAGAAGGAGCCUCUAAUAUUAAGGCCGAUUCGAGGUGGUCUGUUUUUAUACCAAUGCUUAUAUUCACGUAUGACGCAUUUGAUGAUGAGUACAAGAAUACAACAAACUCCAUAUCAAAUUUACUAACAUGUAAGGAAGAGUUCCAGAAAACUAUUUUAAAUAGAUCGACCGAGAUGAAUUCGCAAAGCAUUAGGUUAAAAAUCAUGCAACAGCCAGUGGGAACGAUAUCAGAUAUGGUACAUUGUAAGAACAAAAGGACCCACUUAUCGAAAAAAUUAAACCAGUCAGGAAACCAAUAUAACGUGUCAAUAAUUGGAAUGGUUACUGCAUAUUAUUUUUUUACAUUGAACCACGACAGACUAAGAAUAUCACAGUUCUUGAUAUUUCCUAAUUACUGGGGAAAGGGGUUCGGUUUGUGGGUAUUGGAGUUUAUAUAUCGGAUGGCAAUAAUGGAUUCAAAUGUGAGAGAAAUAACCGUUGAGGAUCCCACUUCAGCUUUUCUGGUUUUGAGAUAUGUGGUGGCUCUUAAGAUAUGUUUCGAGUCAAAACUAUUGGACCCCAAUAUCCUGUAUGCAAACAACAAAAACGGACUUGGAAUAUUUAAAAUAUUUACAAAAGAAUCCACAAUCCCAUCAAAAGAUAAAAUAUGCUCAGUAUGUAAGGAGAGCAAGGCUUGUUCAUCAAAGCUGGUCGAGAUUCUACAACUCGCAUCAAUUCUGCCAUAUCCUAUUUCAACUCAAAAUUUUGUAAAUAGAUAUACAAACAAAAGGCAGAAAACUAACGAUAUAGACGUCAAGCUCAGCCUCUUCAUUCAAUCUGAUACAUACAUAGAUUACUGCGAUAAAUUGAAAAAUAAAAUAAAAUUCGAAGAAAUAAAGGGGAAUGGGAACGGAAAGAAUAUAAAAAAGAUUUCACCAGAUAAAUAUUUAAAUUCAAUCGACCCAUCAUUGGAAAAUAUGUGCAAUGAGACCAUAUCCAGUUACAUUCGAGUAAUUAAUAAACUAAGAAAAAUAUUUCCUAAAAAUUAA